Aaosphaeria arxii CBS 175.79 is the source of this 903-nucleotide messenger RNA. RefSeq names its product RTA1-domain-containing protein. The record is from RefSeq and is a predicted model, not a curated record. The coding region runs from base 1 to 903 and encodes 300 amino acids. Gene Ontology annotation, cellular component: plasma membrane; fungal-type vacuole. Lineage: Eukaryota; Fungi; Ascomycota; Dothideomycetes; Pleosporales. The transcript is spliced from 4 exons.
AUGGACGCCCUCCCCUAUGGGCUCAUAUCAUUUGGGCCAGACGCCAACUGUACCCUGGAAAUCUGCCCCAUCGAAGCCAGUCUGCUGGGUUAUCGACCUUCUCUAGCCGCCAGUGGGACAUUUAUUGGCAUAUUUUCGACUGCCCUUAUUGUGCACGCAAUUCAAGGAUGGUGGACAUGGACUCUGGGUUUUAUGGCCAGUAUAGUCUGCGGAUGCAUUCUCGAGAUUGCUGGUUACGUGGGACGCAUUCUCAUCUAUAACAAUCCUUUCGACUUCAAUGGAUUCAUCAUGCAGAUCGUUUGUAUAACAAUAGCCCCGCUGUUCUUUUGUGCUGCUAUCUAUGUGCUGCUGUCUCAAGUAAUUGUUCAAGUCGACGAGACCAAAUCCCGCUUCAAGCCCAAACUGUACUACUGGAUCUUUAUUCCCUGCGACGUCGUUUCCUUGGUACUACAAGCUGUCGGUGGUGCAAUGUCUUGCUUAGCUUCCAAUAAGGACGACGUACAAGUUGGCGUGGAUAUAUCUUUGGCUGGCCUGGUCUUCCAGGUAGUCACCAUUACCUGUUUUUGUGCCUUGUUUGCAGAUUACUUGGUUUCUUGCAAACGCUCUGGCAUUUGGACGACCAUAGACCGGAGGAUGAAAUUCUUCCUCAUUUUCCUCUUCCUCUCUAUCCUAUUCAUUUUAGUGAGAUGCGUUUAUCGAAUCGUCGAACUUCGAGAAGGAUACUUCAGCGAAAUGUUCCGGGAACAACCAUUGUUCAUUGCACUUGAGUCGGCAAUCACCAGCGUUGCCGUUGUCUGUCUCACCAUUGGUCACCCAGGAUACGCACUGCACAAUAAAAGACGACGUACUCUGGACAAUGAGAAGAUGCGGACAGAUUCUCCGUCUGUGUUGACUCAACAAUGA